AUGACUGCUUCAAGUUCAUUAAAUGAUAAAAAGGUUUUGGUUUUGGUUUCGAUGGAAGAAUUUGCUAAAAUCUCUCAAUAUCAUAAAUCACUGAAGGAACCCACUCCAGUUAAUGCUUUUACGGAGUCAUGUCUUAUCACGCAUUCGAAUAAAUGGGUGAUUGAUUCAGGUGUAACAAAUCACAUGAAAAGUAAUCCUAAUGUAUUUUCUAGCUUUCAAUCUCACAAAGCAUCCUCUUCGGUUGCUGUAGCUGAUGGAUCAACUUGCAACAAUGUUGGAUAUGGGAUUGUUAAACCAACCUCAUCUAUUACCCUGUCAUUUGUAUUAAGUCUACCAAAGUUUGCCUUUAUUUUGAUUUAUGUUAGCAAAGUUGCAGAGACCUUAAUUGCUAUAUAUCUUUCUUUUCCUGAUCAUUAUUUGGUUCGUGAUCUUACAACAAAUCAGGUUAUUGGUAAAGGACAUGUAUCUGAUGAUCUCUAUAUCCUUGAUGAAUGGGAGUCUCAGUCUGUUGCCUUCUCAAGUGUCUCUUCAUGUGUUGAUACACCCUCUCAAAAUGGAGUUGUUGAGAGGAAGAAUAGACAUUUACUUGAGACAGCUCGGGCACUUUUAUUCCAGAUGAAGGUUCCUAAACUAUUUUGGGCAGAUGCAGUCUCUACAUCCUGCUUUCUGAUUAAUCGCAUGCCAUCUACCGUGCUUGUUGGUAAUACACCUUAUAAUGUUCUUUUUCCUAAUAAGUCACUAUAUCCAGUGGAACCGAAGGUGUUUAGAAGCAUAUGUUAUGUUCGAGAUGUUCGACCAUCUGUUACCAAGUUAGAUCCUAAGGCAUUGAAAUGUGUUUUUCUAGGUUAUUCUCGCCUUCAGAAAGGGUAUCGGUGCUAUUCUACUGAACUUGGCAAAUAUCUUCUAUCAAUUGAUGUGGUAUUUUCAGAGACUACACCAUUUUUUUAUGCACCUCCUACUUCUAUAAGUCAGGGGGAGGAGGUUGAUGCACCCGUUCGGUCACCUGAUCCUUCAAAAAAGCUUGACCUUCCUAUUGCUCUUCACAAAGGAGCACGCACGUGCAAAUCCACAUAUUCUAUUGCUAAUUUUGUUUCCUAUGACCACUUAUCCUCCACGUCUAGAUCUUUGAUUGCCUCUCUAGACUCCAUCUCUAUACCCAAAACAGUGAAGGAGGCUUUGAACCAUCCAGGAUGA
This is a messenger RNA of Solanum tuberosum (potato), 1194 nucleotides long. RefSeq lists its product as uncharacterized. NCBI's taxonomy places the organism in Eukaryota, Viridiplantae, Streptophyta, Magnoliopsida, Solanales, Solanaceae. The transcript has 2 exons. Bases 1 to 1194 code for a protein of 397 amino acids. The record is from RefSeq and is a predicted model, not a curated record. Gene Ontology annotation, molecular function: nucleic acid binding.